Peronospora belbahrii is the source of this 300-nucleotide messenger RNA. The record is from the annotation of a GenBank genome assembly. Lineage: Eukaryota; Oomycota; Peronosporomycetes; Peronosporales; Peronosporaceae.
AUGGGGCCGCUCAUGUGCCGCGGAGGCUGUCGAGUGCUGGAAGGAGUUGGAUGGGGCCGCUCAUGUGCCGCGGAGGCUGUCGAGUACUGGAUGUUCGAUGCGGGCGGUCUCGAUGUGGGUGGUUUCGGUGCGGGGGGAGGACCUGCUUCGUUGCGAGGGGGGAUCGUGCAUGAGAAUCAAGGUGCUGGGAAAAUGGGCGGGUGGUUUUGGUUGGGUGGUUGCUUCUAUCCGGCGCGUAAGGGGGUAAGCAUCGAGGUGUUGCUUGUGUUAAAAGCAGAGGAAGUGAAAUAUUUCAGAUAA